This is a messenger RNA of Portunus trituberculatus (swimming crab), 868 nucleotides long. RefSeq lists its product as uncharacterized. Lineage: Eukaryota; Metazoa; Arthropoda; Malacostraca; Decapoda; Portunidae. The record is from RefSeq and is a predicted model, not a curated record. Bases 102 to 602 code for a protein of 166 amino acids. The transcript is spliced from 5 exons. Gene Ontology annotation, biological process: mitotic cytokinesis. Gene Ontology annotation, cellular component: centrosome; cytoplasm; spindle.
UACUGACGAUGAUGAUACUAACACUACUACAAUUUUCAGGGAUGUGUGAGCAAUUAAGAUAGAGAGGCGGCGAUUAGAGAGAGCGAUUAAAGAGAGAAAAAAUGAGAGUGAGGAGAAAACAUCUUACUUCUCUCGCUCUACUUGUUAUAGGAGCCACCCUAUUGGUUCUGAGCCUUGGGGAGCUGGACACAUCAGGGCCGAGGGACGCUGAGGAGAUCCUAGGGCGUCUCACAGACCGGGAAGUUUGCUGGCUGACUGAAAAAUACUCCAUCGCUAGUCCCUGUGUGCGCUGUUCUGCUAACGACCUGGCCAAGACCCCAAACCAGUGUGACCUGACUGGAUACGUACAGGAAGUGGUUUGUGAGACGUCCGGAUACACUGUGAAGAGCUGUCAGGUUCAAAUUUGGGAAGAAGAGGUGGCGUUUUGGUGGUUUGAGGCCGCGGCAGCAGUGGUGGGGGUGGUGGGCGGCCUGUCCCUAGCCAUGCAGAGACACGCCAGGGCUCGACACCACCGCCACGCACUCCACUCACCACACGCUUCACAAUUUGCACCGAACGCAUCACACGCCACCUUCCACUGCCUCCCUGGCCUGCUUGUGUGAGAUUUUCGCACCACCACCACCACCACCACCACCACCACCAUGACCCUGUACCUGGCAGGGCGAUGGCAGGGAGGCUUAGCAGGGGACACGAUAGAGGUCCCUGCCAGCACCCUGAUCUCCCUGUUCACCCUGCAGUAUUGCCAGAACAGGGUGGUGCGUGUGGUGUUGCUUCCAGAUCGGGUCAACACCACUUGCGUUUUUCCUGUUUCCCUUCGUUCGCUGGUGUUCCCUGUGGUGUUGCAAAGAGAGAGUGAAUGUUUGAGGGU